AUGGCAGUCAUUUGUUCAUAUGUUGGUCGUCUUGAAAUAUUCCAUAAUGGUCAAUGGGGUACAGUUUGUAAUAAGUCUUGGACAUUUCAAGAUUCUCUUGUUGUUUGUAAAGAAUUAGGAUAUGUUUCAACUGAACAAUUUUAUACAGCAGGACUUACUAAUCCAGGAACUGCCACUCAACAAGGUGAUCCAGUACGAUUAAUAGGUGGUACAUCAUCAAUGGAAGGACAUGUAGAGAUAUUACAUAAUGGAGAAUGGGGAACUGUCUGUGAUAAUCACUGGACUAAUGAUGAUGCUACUGUUGUUUGUAAACAGUUAGGAUUUAAUGGAUCACAAGGUAUUGCUAUUCAAGGAGGACAAUUUAGUUCAG
Messenger RNA from Gigantopelta aegis, 370 nucleotides. RefSeq names its product scavenger receptor cysteine-rich domain superfamily protein-like. The record is from RefSeq and is a predicted model, not a curated record. Lineage: Eukaryota; Metazoa; Mollusca; Gastropoda; Neomphalida; Peltospiridae. The annotation marks the transcript as partial. Gene Ontology annotation, cellular component: membrane. The transcript has 3 exons.